This is a messenger RNA of Lachancea sp. 'fantastica', 984 nucleotides long. Lineage: Eukaryota; Fungi; Ascomycota; Saccharomycetes; Saccharomycetales; Saccharomycetaceae. The record is from the annotation of a GenBank genome assembly.
AUGGGUCGAAAACUGAAAGGAAAGGCCAGUUCCAAGGGUUUGAAAGGAGCUCUGCUUCGACACCAGAUUCACGAACAAGCACAGAAGAAGGUUAAAUCCAAAGCAGAUCAUUCUCUUCACAAACACAAACCAACAAAAGCAAGUUUGGAGCAGCGUGAAUUGCAACGGGAAACAGCUAGCAAAAUAAUCCCUUUUGGUCCAAAUAGCACCCUUUUACUAGUUGGUGAAGGUGAUUUUUCGUUUGCCAGAUCGAUUGUGUCUCAAAACUACGUCAAGCCGGAAAACUUGCUGGUGACGAGUUUCGACAACUCCCCCACAGAACUGAAGCUGAAGUACCCCAAAAGCUUCGAAGACAACUACGACUUUUUGAAGCAAAAUGAUGUUCAAGUCUUCUUUAGAAUCGACGCAACAAAUCUCAUAAAGUCGUUCAAGUUCAGCAGAAAAACCACCUGGUCGAAAAUAGCCGGUCCUGAAUGGGCAACCAAGCCACUCGAGGGUAUUUUGUUCAAUUUUCCACACACGGGGAAGGGCAUCAAGGACCAAGAUAAAAACAUACGAGACCACCAGGAGCUUGUUUUGGGUUAUUUUCAAAGUUGCAAGCAGUUCUUCAAAGCUGUAAAUCAGACUGCGUUAAACGGGUCGGCUCUGAACUAUUCUCAGGGAUACACGAUCAAGCACGAUGCUGCAACAAACAAAGUGUCGAGUGAAGGGUACGGCAAGGUUUACCUCUCCGUAUUCACGGGCGAACCUUAUGAUUCCUGGCAGAUCAAAAUCCUGGCCAGGACAGCAGGGUGGAAGGUAGAGCGGUCCGGCAACUUCCAGUGGGCGAAUUAUCCCGAAUAUUCUCAUAGACGCACGAAUAGUGAACAGGAUACAACAAAGCCUGCAGCGGAAAGAGAGGCUCGAAUGUAUGUUUUUGAGAUUUUCGAUAAACAUUCAAAGGCCUCAAAGAAGCAAAAUGAUUCCGACAGCGAUGAAGAUUAA